AUGGCGCUGGAUAGGUUUAUUCCCAACCGAUCUGCAAUGGAUUUUGAUUUUGCACAUUACAUGCUCAACGGUGGGAUGUGUCCAGAAAGGAUUCUUGUUGUUUCUGAGCUCCUAGAUGAGUUUUAUUUGAAUUUACUGGAUUGGAGUAGCAGUAACAUUGUCGCUAUCGCUCUUGGGAAUUCAGUAUAUUUGUGGAAUGCUGCUAAUGGCGCUACUUCUGCACUUGUUGUGAUUGAUGAGGAAAUUGGGCAUGUGACAAGUGUCAGAUGGGCGCCGGAUGGAGUACAUCUUGCUGUUGGUUUAAGUAAUUCCCACAUCCAGCUGUUGGACCCUUCAUCUUGUCGGAUGCUACUUGCUUGGAUUUUGUACCAUGGACAAUGAGGUGAUUUUUUGACAAGUGCAGACUGAAACUCAAGUGCUAGAAGGUUUAUAAAUUUGGUAAAUAGCAGUGCUAGGAAAUUGAUGAUAUUCUUGACAAAUGGAUUUUGUUCCUGUUUUGGAACAUUGA
This is a messenger RNA of Cornus florida, 508 nucleotides long. RefSeq names its product cell division cycle 20.2, cofactor of APC complex-like. Gene Ontology annotation, molecular function: anaphase-promoting complex binding; ubiquitin ligase activator activity; protein binding. The record is from RefSeq and is a predicted model, not a curated record. Gene Ontology annotation, cellular component: anaphase-promoting complex. Gene Ontology annotation, biological process: anaphase-promoting complex-dependent catabolic process; positive regulation of anaphase-promoting complex-dependent catabolic process; positive regulation of ubiquitin protein ligase activity. The transcript has 3 exons. NCBI's taxonomy places the organism in Eukaryota, Viridiplantae, Streptophyta, Magnoliopsida, Cornales, Cornaceae. The coding region runs from base 1 to 381 and encodes 126 amino acids.